Molecule: messenger RNA, 5034 nt
Organism: Drosophila subobscura
Lineage: Eukaryota; Metazoa; Arthropoda; Insecta; Diptera; Drosophilidae
Gene: Hr39
Product: nuclear hormone receptor FTZ-F1 beta
Exons: 8
Coding region: 580-3156 (858 amino acids)
Biological process (GO): hormone-mediated signaling pathway; regulation of transcription by RNA polymerase II; tissue development
Cellular component (GO): RNA polymerase II transcription regulator complex
Molecular function (GO): zinc ion binding; nuclear receptor activity; RNA polymerase II cis-regulatory region sequence-specific DNA binding
Source: RefSeq, a predicted model, not a curated record
UUUUGUUUCCCAACUCCGUUGUUUUAUCCAGUCUGCUUUCCACCGUCAUCCGUCAUCCAUUCUUUUAGAUCGUUCAUGCUCCGCGCGCCUAUAAUUCCGAAGUCACAGGUGAAAAAUCAAAGCUGCGACUGCAAUUUUCUCGUGCAAUAAUUUCGGAAAAUGCCUCAAUUGUGCAACAAAUAAUCCUCACAUAUUUUCUACGCAAGAAAUAUUGAAUGAAAAAUGUUUAGUGUUUAAUCAAAAUAUGUGUGCAAACAAUAAUCAAUUAUUAUAGAAAACUAAUAAAAAAGCGCUUCGGCCUUGUGGGCCAUCCACAAGGGAAGAAGAAUCUUUUAGACUGAACCAAAAACGGACAAUUGGAAUAUAAUAAUUAAUAAUUUUUAAAAUGUUUUACAACACAAUGGAACUGCAUCAACGACAUCUCUCCAAUUUUUACAAAUUGCAAAACUGAGAAACAAAAGUCUUUUUGAUACUAUAUAGAAUAUUUUGAUAAGAAAGGAAGGGAAGAAACUCCCCGCCCGCCACCAAAUCCAUUCAAAGUGGAUGCCCUGAUAAGUGCGGCAAAAGGUGACAGCAGUCAUGCCGAACAUGUCUAGCAUUAAGGCCGAGCAGCAGAGUGCCCCAAUGGGGGGCACGGGCAGCUAUCAACUGCCCGUGAAUAUGUGCACGAGCAGCAGCGCCACGACCACGACGACGACACCAUCACGUCACAAUGUGUCCGUGACGAACAUUAAAUGUGAACUGGAGGAGCUUCCCACGCCGAAUGGCAAUCUGGUGCCGGUCAUCGCCAACUACAAUCAUGGCAGCCUGAGGAUACCGCUCAGUGGGCAGCCGCACAACCAGCAGGACCAGGAGGAGUCCGAUUCCGAGGCGGAGCUCACGAAUAUCGAGAACCUAAAGGUGCGCCGGCGAGCGGCGGAUAAGAACGGACCACGGCCCAUGUCCUGGGAGGGAGAACUGAGCGAACCCGAGGAGAACGGCGUCAGCGCCGGGAGUGGAGGUGCAGAACUGAUGGAAACGGAGACGGUAAUCAAGAGUGAGGUGUGCGCCACAUCCACGCCCAUUCAGGCGGCGUCCACCACCUGCCCCACAAUGCAACCGAUCAAAACGGAGCUGGAUAACAUUGCCGGCGAGCUGCAGCAUCCGCGAAGCAACGCCUAUCCGGUGUCCAGCUGCAAUGGUCCCGCCAAACUGAAGCUGGCACCCACCCAGAGCGAUCCGAUCAAUCUCAAGUAUGAGCCCCCCCUGGGGGACAACAACUCCCCUCUGUUGACGACGCGCAACAAGUCGAACAGUGGGGGACACCUGCCGCUGCCCGCGAAUCCCAGUCCCGACUCUGCCAUACAUUCCGUCUACACCCACAGCUCACCAUCGCAGUCGCCGCUGACGUCGCGGCAUGCCCCGUACACGCCGUCGCUGAGUCGCAACAACAGCGACGCCUCGCACAGCAGUUGCUACAGCUACAGCUCGGAGUUUAGUCCGACCCACUCGCCGAUUCAGGCGCGGCAUGCCCCACCGGCCGGAUCCAUGUAUCCGGGCAGCGGAUCAGCGGGAGGAAACGGCGCAGGCAGCAGCUAUGGCAAUGGUGUGCAUCAUCAUGGCAUGCUCUACAGGCCGCUUAAAGUGGAGGCCUCCUCAACGGGCGGAUCGGUGGGUGGUGGUGGCUCCUGCAGCCAGGAGUCGGCACAAAAUCUCAGCAUGGACUCUGCCUCCAGUGCCAUGGAUCCGCUGGGAUCCGGCUCGUUGCCCGCCUCGCCGGCUGGCAUCUCCCGUCAACAGCUGAUCAACUCUCCGUGUCCGAUCUGUGGCGAUAAGAUCAGUGGCUUCCACUAUGGCAUCUUCUCCUGCGAGUCCUGCAAGGGUUUCUUCAAGCGCACCGUCCAGAAUCGCAAGAAUUAUGUGUGCGUUCGCGGUGGACCCUGCCAGGUGAGCAUUUCCACGCGGAAAAAGUGCCCCGCCUGUCGGUUCGAGAAGUGCCUGCAGAAGGGCAUGAAACUGGAGGCCAUACGCGAGGAUCGCACGCGUGGCGGUCGCUCCACCUAUCAAUGCUCCUACACGCUGCCCAAUUCAAUGUUGAGUCCCCUCUUAAGUCCGGAUCAAGCGGCGGCAGCCGCUGCGGCAGCUUCAUCGGUCAAUCAUCAGCACCAGCAUCAGCAUCAGCACCAGCAGCAUCAUCAGCAUCAACAGCAGAGACUACAGCAGCAGAUGAAUGGCUAUUCGGGUUCCACAUCCCUGCCAGCGAGUCCCAGUCUGGGUGGAGCAUCCAUCAAAACAGAGGAAAACGAUGCCAAGACGUUAAGAGCGAGCAGUAUUCCAACGCUAUUGCAGGAAAUCAUGGAUGUUGAACAUCUUUGGCAGUACACCGAUGCAGAGCUGGCCCGCAUCAAUCAGCCAUUGUCCGCCUUUGCCACUGGUGGCAGCUCCUCAUCAUCAUCUUCAUCGUCGGUGGCAUCAACGGCACCACACCAGAACCAUCAACAGCAGCAGCAGCAACAGCAUCAGCAGCAACAAUUGACCAAUCCACUGCUGGCCAGUGCUGGUCUGUCAUCCAAUGGGGAGAAUGCCAAUCCCGAUCUGAUUGCACAUCUCUGCAAUGUGGCCGAUCAUCGUCUCUAUAAGAUUGUCAAAUGGUGCAAGAGUCUUCCACUUUUCAAGAACAUUUCGAUUGAUGAUCAAAUUUGUCUGCUCAUCAAUUCGUGGUGCGAACUGUUGCUAUUCUCCUGCUGUUUUCGUUCGAUUGAUACGCCCGGCGAGAUAAAGAUGUCACAAGGCAGAAAGAUAACACUAUCACAGGCCAAAACGAAUGGUCUUCAGACCUGCAUCGAACGCAUGCUCAAUCUGACGGAUCAUUUAAGGCGCCUGCGCGUGGAUCGCUACGAAUAUGUUGCCAUGAAGGUGAUAGUGCUGCUGCAGUCAGAUACCACAGAGCUGCAUGAGGCGGUAAAAGUGCGUGAGUGCCAGGAGAAGGCGUUGCAGGGCCUGCAGGCCUACACGCUGGCCCACUAUCCGGAUACGCCCUCAAAGUUUGGUGAGCUGCUGCUGCGCAUACCCGACCUGCAGCGCACAUGUCAGCUGGGCAAAGAAAUGUUGACGAUCAAGACACGCGAUGGAGCUGAUUUCAAUUUGCUGAUGGAGCUACUGCGCGGAGAACAUUGACAAUUGUUGGCGGCGACAAAGUUUUACAUAUUUAGUAUUAGAUAUAUCUAUUGUAGGGUUAAGUGCUCUACCUAUAAGCUCUGAAAACAUGUGCCUAAAAAACCCAAAGCCACAACAGCAGUCGUUGCCGCAAACGGGGAUCCCCGAUCACGAUCCCUCCUCGAGCAUUGACCCAAAAACUAUGCGCAAAAUUGCCAAAAUUUUUAUACACGAAUUAUACAUAAGUAUGUACAUGUAUUUUGAUAUCUAUGAGGAAUGCCAUAUGCUUGGAGGGAAUAUCCGUAAUCGCCCCCGCGCGUGCAGCCCACCUGCUCGUUGCUGGCUUAUGAGUUUUCCAGUUAGAAGGAAAAAGAAAAUGGAUAAAAAGUAUAUAACGUUUUUCGCUGUAUAUGAAUGAAAUACAUAUAUACCGAUGACUUAUGUAUAGAGUAAACUAAAGCACACAAUGGAAAAUGAAAAGACUAAGAAAAUUUAUUUAAAAAAUUACCAUAAACAAAAACAACAACAAAAAGGCAGUAACAAAAAAUGCAAAAUCAAAUUUAAAUUUAAGUUUAAGCAGCUAGCUACUUUUUUUAUACAUACAUAAAAAACUUAUAUAAAACUAUUUAUAUAAAAGCCAAACCCAAUUUGGUUUGAUAGAAGAGCUGCUAGAAUUUUCGAUAAAUAUAUAUAUGUAGUAUAUGUAUACAUAUAUGUAUAUGUAUAAUCUUUGUAUGUAAACGAAGUCCAAAUGGGAUGUUCAAUUUUUAAAUGUUGUAGCAUUUAGUUAUAGUGCAAUUUCACACAUGUCUACUUAUAAACUAUAUAUAUAUUAUAGUUAUAUAUAUUUAGAUUAUGUCAUAAUCAUAUGUCUUUAGCCAGGUAUGGCCACAAAACUAUAUACAUACAUGAACACAGACAAAAGACCACUCGAAACAAUGCCAGGUAGGUUGUUCAGCUGCUGGCAACCAACAGACUAUUCCAGUGAUGCUAUAUGUUGCAUAAAAAAAACAACACACCCAAACCCAAGCCCCGACGUAACUACAUAAAUCAAAUUUAUAUUUUCCCAGAUUUUGCAUCAUAGUUUAUUUUAUUUUUCCAUUAUAGUUAUUAUUAUUAUUUGUGUAAUUUUUUACUUAAAUAGCUGAAGCAAAUCCUGCAACAGGAUUUAAAACAUUUUAAAAUCGAUACAAAAUAACUACAUUAAUUAAUUUUUUGCAUAUUUGUAUCUUUAGUUAGAUAGGUAUAUGUAUGUCUAGCCCCUUCCGGCAUAUGUAUGUACAUAUAUGUAUGUAUUUAUGUGUAUGUGUUUACGUGCGUGUGUGAAUGUUAAAUAUAAAAGUACUUCCAGACUCCCCCAGCCCACCAGCAAAAAAAAAACAAAAGAAGAUAGAGGAGAUACCAAUGUAAUUCCCAUUUAAAUUAAAUUCUGUAUAACCAGCUGAAAAUGAGAAAAUAGAGACACAAAAAUCCGUGAAAAUAUAUAAUUAAAAGUUAAGGGCAGAAGAAGGCUGAAAGGAAACUUGAAGAGAGGCAGAGAAUUAUAUUACAUCGUUUUCCAAUGAUUUUACAUUUUAAAUUAAUAUUUUACAUGAUUCUGAAACCUUUUAAAUGAUUUAUUUUAUUGUGUUGCAUACUUUAAAUAAUUUAUUGAGUUAGAAAAACUUUAUCUAAUUUUAAUGUAUUCCAAAACGUAAUUUUAUUUUUAACCAAAUCACGAUUAACUUAAAAAAGAUCCCAUGGACCGACCUCUGCCCUUUCUUCCUGCUGCUGACCGUAAAUGUAAACUAAAACUAAACAAAAUUGCAACAAAUAGUUAAAAAUGUUAAUUUAAUAACGAAAGAAAUGCUUCAACUAAAUAUCAAUACAAUGUUUACCCAUAGUUAAAUGCAAUUAUUU